AUGGAAGAAGCGAAGGUUUAUCUAUCUCUUUGGAAUUCUGGUCCCGUCGUUUAAUAUAAAGACCAUGACCGUCCAUCCACGUUUUGCCCAUUCUCGUCUGCCUCCCUCCAGCUUGCGUGAAUCUUCCAUUCCUCAUUCUCCUUCCUUUCACUUCCCAUCAUGGUCGAUUGGCAGUCUCCAGCAGAAGUCGCAAAAGACGGCGCCGCCUUCAGCAAAUUCAUGCAUACUUUGCUGGGGCUUUACAUUUGGGAGUUUGUCACGUCCUUGGACUUUGACUGGCAAUUCAUAUCGGGGAAAAAGCGCUUUCGUUGGCCAUUGAUCUUCUACUUUGCCGGUCGCUACUGUCUGUUCUUUGCCCUGAUAGGAAUUGCCAUCGCCUUGAACGUGACAACGCCAGUCAAUUGCCAAAGCUUGUAUACCUUUAAUCAAGUCCUUGGUAAUGCUGCCAUUGGCCUAGCAAGUAUCAACCUGUCACUGAGGACGAUUGCUGUGUGGUCUCAGAACAGGUACAUCGUCGUACCCCUCAUUGUGAUCAUCUUAGGACACUGGUCUUUCCUUCUCCACGGGAUACUGCUCAAGGCAGAAUGGGUCCCUGGCACUGGAUGCGUAAUCACAAGCACUAGUAACCGUAUCCUUGCGAUCAGUUUCAUUUACUCAAUGACAUUCGACUUCACUGUUCUUUGCCUUACCGGGUGGAAACUUGCGUUUCCUUCGAAUGGUCGCUCAAAACUUAUCACCCUUAUCUUCGGUGAUGGUCUGAUUUAUUUCAUCAUUGCAUUUUUGGCCAAUUUACUUGCUACAAUUUUCAUGCUCCUGAACCUCAACGCAGUCAUGUCCAUCAUUGCUAAUGUUCCCGCAGCCAUCGCAUCAACUAUUGUAGCAUGCCGAGCAGUUCGCAGGUUGACAAACUACACUGCUCAAGGUCCAGAGGUCUUUGCCACCACUACGCAAGGCUCGACACUUGCUUUCCGCAGUAACCUUACACACACCUCUCGUCGUAUUUCCAUGAAGAAAGGUGAUCACGUGCACGUUCAGGUGGACACAUUCACCGACCAAGGUGAUAAGCCCUUGGGGGAAUACGACGCCACCGGCAAGAUCAUCAAAGGGGAUGAAUUCGACCCAGAGGCACAGAUCAUCAGUGACGAGUUCAAGCGCCCUCCUUACUAGACACCGUCUCCAACGUUCAUGUAUACCAUCAAAAUCAACAAGAUAUUUUCCUUGCACCAGUAUCAAAAUGCAUUCUCCGCGCUAUCGCCCGUAUUUUCGUCCUACGAUUUCCGUCUUCCCCUCAUUUUUCCCCAGAUAGUUUGUCUUCGGCGGCACAACUGACCCUUGGGUUUGCAUAAAUAUCCAUACCCCCCACUAUCUUUGCCAACACACAUUCGUUCUCGAUAUACACUCAUUUUGCUUCUCGUAGCAUCCUCCUCAUUCGUUUUCGCACUCUCGUUUAUAUGGUCUGGACAUUGUUCCUUCUGGGUUAUGCAUCGCUUUCGGACUCGCUAUCUUCAUCUUAUACUUU
Molecule: messenger RNA, 1519 nt
Organism: Serpula lacrymans var. lacrymans S7.9
Lineage: Eukaryota; Fungi; Basidiomycota; Agaricomycetes; Boletales; Serpulaceae
Exons: 12
Coding region: 160-1167 (335 amino acids)
Source: RefSeq, a predicted model, not a curated record